This is a messenger RNA of Porites evermanni, 1322 nucleotides long. The record is from the annotation of a GenBank genome assembly. NCBI's taxonomy places the organism in Eukaryota, Metazoa, Cnidaria, Anthozoa, Scleractinia, Poritidae.
UCUCACGAAACACGGCAAAGAUUGUUGCAGAAUUUAUUAGACCAUGAUCAAAGGUGGAGGGUGGAUUAUCGGAAAGGUUUGGCCAAAAAGGUUGAGUCAGAUAUGAUCUCCAUGAUGGACCAAUUAAGUGAACUGAUAGAAAAGGAGGAGCCGUUAUUUAAGGGCAAAAUGCUGCAGUGUGGAAGCUCAUACAAUAGAACUAAGGUAUUUGUCUACUCUAUCCUUGGUAUGAACUUCUUGAUCAAGUAAUUUCAUGACUCGUGUCCGUAUUGCAACAUGUAUAUAGAAAGUGCUCGAAACGUUUUCCAAGUUAAUUGUGAUGCGCAUGCAGUGACUAAUUGAAAGUAUAAGCUGUCGCAAAAAUCCGUAACCAGCUUCAGUUUGUUUUCAAAUCUAACGUUGAACUUUGUACUUUUCUACCUAUAUGCUCCCAUUUAGCCUUCUCACUUCGCACAAAAGGGCGGAAAAAAGCCGAUUGGGAUCUUAGAGCAGUGAGGUAUUUUGUUUUUCUCACGAGAGAAAUGGGAAAAAGUAAAAAACGGCUCCGACAGGUCGUAUCGACAGUGGGUGACGGAAAUAGCUCCGACCGAAAACGAACUUUAUUAUGACAAGAAACGAUAACCUAACUUGGCCUAUUUAAGUUGGCCCAUACAUGGCCAAAAGCUGGUAUUCUGUCGGCCUGGGAUAGUUACACUAACGAUAUAUAAUCCUGACAGAGAUAGUUACACUGAGGCGAAUAUGACUGUCAAUUAAUUAUGGGCCGACCCCCAGUUAGAGUUUUGUAAACCUCUAUUUUUUAAAUAUGGUGCUCGUGCAUGCAAAUGCGAUGAAACGAUGCAAGCUUUGUUUUUGAAGAGCUUGAUCUUGAGUCACCCCAGUUGACUGUGAAAGAGUGUUUGCUUACCAGUUUGAAACAGUUACCCUUUUAAGCAUCCCACAGCGUUUAAGCGUGUAUAAAGGAAGUAUAACCGUGUGGCAGUGUAAUAAUUAAGGAACUUGAGUGAUGGCGCGUGUUGUUUGCUUCUAUAUAUCUUCCAGAAAAUUAACAAAAGCCCCAUUCUCCCUCGGAAAUCUUACAUAUAUGCAUUGAUCUUUGUGCGCGGGCCUGGUGUGCUCAGUACACCACGUAGACCAUCCAGUUCAGUCGUGCCGCUUGUAAAUACAGCAGCACAAAUCUCUUCAAAAUUGUUAUCACUUUUCAUCGCCUUGCCCUUUCUUGUCUACAGGUUGGACAACCUGAUGAAAUGGAUUUUGCCUUUCAGUGGAAUCUCUCGGAGAACAGGUCGAAAAAAAUAUUAGGCGUUAAGUUCUACCCGCAAGGG